This is a messenger RNA of Gongylonema pulchrum, 1800 nucleotides long. NCBI's taxonomy places the organism in Eukaryota, Metazoa, Nematoda, Chromadorea, Rhabditida, Gongylonematidae. The record is from the annotation of a GenBank genome assembly.
AUGGAGCGAGUAGCCAAUCCAGAACAGCAGGAAGGGGAGCUAGACCCAAAUGAUGCAUGGCUUAUGCGUGCUGCUGGAGGAGAAGAGGAAGCCGAUGAAGGUGGACCUCGCAUGGAUCCAGCUGUUGCUGACCGGGAUGAUGACCAGCUUUCAUUUGAGGCAAAUUCUCUCGUGACACUCGAUGUCUUGAAAGCGGUAAGUUAUCAGCUUAAUUUUGUUCAGGACUCCGAACGUUUUGAAGAAGAUUCACUGUGCUCAUGGAUGUCGGAUGCGGAAUCCUUGAAUCAAAAUUGGCGUGGGUGGAGUACGGCGAGGAAUUCAACAACACACAAUGGAAUAGAACAUGCAUUCGGCGAUGGGUCGGCUCCGCUGCUUUUAAAUUCGUUGUUUCGAUACAGUGGUAGUAUCGCAUCAUCGGCGCAGUACCAUCGGCAUCUGGUGCCUACGUCGUCAGCGCUGACAGCGGACGUCAGUCCUACAGUCGCAACGGCAAAUUGCUCGACGAUAAGCAAAAUUGCCAAGGUUCACAGUCUUGCCGAGGUUGCGGCUCGUGUUGCUGCCAGAUGUUUCUCAUUCGUGAUGCUGGAAGCCUCUUAUCAUGCGAUCACUGCGGAAAAAAGACGGAUGAGCAUUCAGCAGAGUGCUGGAGACGAGAAGGCCAUUUUGCUCGAAAAUGCAUUCGUGGAGCACGCUGCAAUUCCGGACAAGUUCUUCCUGAGCAUAGUGCGCUGGUGUUUUCCCGAAAGUGAAGAGGAUGUUCGCCUGUACAGCUGCUUGGCGAAUGGGAACGCGGAUGAGUUUGAAAAAGGCGAGUAUCUGUAUCAAGCCAACGCUGUCCGUGAUGUUUUUCAGAUAGGCUAUCAUAUUUCUGCCGUGGUUAGCGCCGCAAGUGUUCCUCCUCUGGUCACUUCUACGAAUCCUUCGGCUCCGCUGUGUCGCUCAAAGAUGACAUACAACGUAUCCGUCCGAGUGGACAGGUGUCGCAUAGUGUCGUGCAGUUGUUCGUGCGCUUUUAAGGCAUCUUGGUGCCAGCAUGUAGUCGCCGUUUGUUUGUACAGAAUAAAGAGAGACAGUGAGGUCGAGUAUCGCGUCACUAUUUGGGACUCCAUAAAUGAACUCUCGAAUGAAAAACUGAAGAAGUUGGCACAGUUCCUCAUCAAUGAUCUUCCUCGACAGUAUUUGCCUCUGGCGCAGCGUUUGAUUGACCAGUUGCGGAACCCCAAUUCGGAGAUAAACGCAGCGAUUGGCGCUCCCGAUCCAACGGACGGUGGUCACGACGACGUUGCUAUUUGGUGCUUGGACCAGCGUACGCUGCACGAAAAUAUUCGCCGUAUUCUGAUCAAGUUUUGUCUGCCUUCGCCUACCGUGCACUGCGACGUACAGUAUUUAUCAUCAAAUCAACCGCCAGCAGCAAAUGAAUGGCUGUCUCUUUUCAGACCUCAUCGAGCUAAGGAACCAGAAGGCUUAUGGAAUCUGUUUUCAAUUGUGCGCGAAAUGUUCAGGCGUCGUGAUGAAAAUGCAACAAACCUUCUGCAUAUCAUCACCGAAGAAUGUCUGGCUUCCUCGCAGGUUUUGAUCUGGUGGUACCAGAGUGCUUUAUCACAGUCAGGGCAGUGGACUUUAUGUCCGCCUCCUACGAGCAAGUCAAGCUCUUUGAUGUCAAAUCAGAAAACACCUCAGUUCACAUGUGCAUCGUUAUGCGACGAGAUAACACAGUUAUGGAGAAUUGCCGCACUGAAUCCACGUUUAUCCGAUUAUGAAAGGGAGCAGGUUGGUGUUAUAUUCAUUAAACGCAGCUGA